AUGAACACUCCAAUCAAACUAGCCUUUCUCUUCUUAUCCGUCACGGCAAUCGCAACCGCUACACCAACCAAACGCACAAACUACCUUUUCACACCGCACGCAAAAGCAGUCGCGGGAAUAUGCACCGUGAUCCCAACAAACACAAGUCUAUGCUGCAAAACCCUUAAACACGUUCCUACCGAUGACCCCAUCGAACUAAUCCGAGCAUUAGCGGCUGCGGCUGAAACCUCCGUGAAAACUAGUGUGGCUUUCCUCUCCGAAAUCAAACCAAAACACAAAUCAAACGCGACCGCAGCCGCAGCGAUCAACAGCUGCGAGAAAAACUUGAAAUACGCGUUGGAAGAUUUCGCCGAGUUUUGGAAAGCUACGGGGAAAAACGUGACGACGUUGGCUCAUAAUUAUUUCACAUGCAAGAAGACGCUGAUGUCGAUCAUGGGGUAUCAUUCGACAUGUUUGGAUGAUAUUGAAGAUAAGAAUUUGUUCAAGGAAGUGGAGAUUGGGAUUGGAGUUGGGAAGAAACUAAGCAGUGAUUCCUUUGAUGUGUUCAAUGCUUUGAAUACUAUUUUUAAGACUUUUGGUAUUAAGGUGAAGCUUAACGAAGAAGACACAUCGCCACGACCGCCACCAUUGUCGGAUUAUUAUUUCUGA
Thlaspi arvense is the source of this 648-nucleotide messenger RNA. Lineage: Eukaryota; Viridiplantae; Streptophyta; Magnoliopsida; Brassicales; Brassicaceae. The record is from the annotation of a GenBank genome assembly.